This is a messenger RNA of Ziziphus jujuba (common jujube), 674 nucleotides long. RefSeq names its product dirigent protein 11-like. NCBI's taxonomy places the organism in Eukaryota, Viridiplantae, Streptophyta, Magnoliopsida, Rosales, Rhamnaceae. The record is from RefSeq and is a predicted model, not a curated record. The transcript has a single exon. Bases 1 to 543 code for a protein of 180 amino acids.
AUGGCCAACAAUCACCUAAACCUCUCAACCAACCUAUUCAACCUUCUCUUCACCAUAACUCUUCUUUAUAUAGCAUGGAACAAUCCUGCCCACCCCGAGCAAACUAACCUGAUCUUCUAUGUGCACGACUACUUGACAGGUCAUGAUGCCUCAGCAAUCACAGUGGCUGGAAGACAUGGGCCCACAUCUAGUGUCUUCCACUUUGGUACUAUCAUAGCCGUUGAUGAUCCAGUUACAGUGGGACCCACUAUUGAAUCACAAGAGAUUGGCAGAGCACAAGGGUUGUACAUAAACUCUGAACUUGAGGGAAAAGGUCUGCAUUUGAUGUUCUCUGUGAUUUUCACUGAUGGAGAAUAUAAAGGAAGUAGCUUGGAAAUCCAAGGAGCUGACCUUUUUGCAAUGAAAGAGAGGGAAUUUAGUAUUGUAUCUGGGACUGGGUUUUUUAGAUUUGUAAAAGGGUAUGGGAUAAUGGAGACUCACUUCAUGGACUUGGCCAAUCUGAGAGCUAUUCUUAAGCUUAAUGUAACAGUCAAGCAUUAUUAGUAAAUUAAUAUUAUGUAUUUUGUAAUUUGUAGUUGGCUUUGUUCAUUUUUUAUCUUCUGUAAUAGCAAAAUUUUCGUUAAUAAUUUAUUUUUGCAGUUAAAAAUCCCGUGAAGUCAAUGUUGUAAAUUUUG